AACAUGCUUGCUGCUGGGCACUCAUUUGUCGAUUGGCCCGUUCGCUUUUAGAGGAGUGGUCAGCGUUGACAACCCGGAAAUGAAGUGCGUUCACAUCUAGGUGACAAACGGUCGAUUUCAAGCAAAACAAUGGCUUCUACCGGUGGAGCCCAUCCCCCACCAGAGGGAGGUUCAGGUCCAGACCCUCAGACUCCUGUCUUGAGGAUCAACCAGCUGGAUGCCUUUGAGCUGGACUCUGCUCUGGACCAGCUGGUGUGGAACCAGUUCUCCCAGUGUUUCCAACACUUCCGCCCAGGCCUGCUCACUCCCGUGGAGCCUGAACUCAAGGCCCUGCUCCAGCUCCUUCUCUGGAGGUUCACAGUCUACCCCAACAGUGCUACGGUGGGCCAGUCUAUGAUGAACCUCCGUUACCACAACACUCUGUCACUAUCCCAGCGCUACAGGACCCUGAGCAGGAGACAGAGGCUGGGCCUGGCCCUGCUGACAGUCGGCCCCCGCUGGCUGAUGGAGCGAUCCCACAGCUUGCUCCUCUCCCUGGGGUUGGGGCUGGGGGGCAGUCCCCCGGCCAAUGGAGGUCUGCGUCUGGGACUGCGUCGAGUUCUUUCUCUGAUCACCGGCCUUACCCAGGUAGCCAAUCUGAUCAACUUCCUGGUGUUCCUGAGGAAGGGGCGCCACCCAUCUCUGACAGAAAGGAUCCUGGGUAUCCGUGCGGUGUUCACUAAGCCCCAGGCGGUCCGGGAUGCAGCCUUCCAGUACAUGAAUAGAGAGCUGCUGUGGCACGGCUUCGCUGAGUUCCUCAUCUUCCUCCUCCCUCUAGUCAACAUGAGGAAGAUCAAGACAACCAUGUAUUCACUUCUCUACCCCCUAGGAGUGGGUGAGGGAGGGGAGGAGGGGGUGAGAGAGGGCUCAGUGGUUUGGAAGGAGUGUGCUCUGUGUGGGGAGUGGCCUACCAUGCCUCACAUGGUAGGUUGUGGUCAUGUGUUCUGUUACUACUGCGUCAAGAGUCACUCCAUCGCCGACGCCUACCUGACAUGUCCUAAGUGUGGCGUAGAAGUCGGGGAGGCAAAGGCUGUCAAACUGCAGAUCGAGAUUACUGACAUCCACGCUAGAUGAUAAUGUCACAUCCAGUCACGGAACACACACAACACGUGUUUACUUGUAAAGUGAGCUUUUGGUGACACUCAAGGUCACAGUGAAUGGACUUCAAUACACAGUGUCUAUAGAAAAAUUGACAUUUACACAUGCACACACACAAACACGGACAGACAUUCAGAAAUACACACACACACACAAAGGGUCUCAGAGGGGCCCUUUAACUGAGCAAGGUUUCUUUGCUUAAGAUACUCUGGGUGACGAUGGAAGAUGCACUGGAUAGACAAGAUGAUGAUGACUGAGAUUCAGUCUGUUGUAUGAACAGACAGGGCCUGUCUGCCCAUGUAUAAUGUAUGUGAGCACACACUCACUGACCAUCAUGCUCCUGUUGCCCCUCCAUUCCUACUGUUAGACUUUGGACAGACCUGUUUGUUCACACAGCUCUGAGUGACUGUUGGAGAAACACAGAGCAUAUAUUUGAUGAAGAAAUGUGUUGAUUUUGCCCCAAAUUGGCCUUGUGCUGCUCUGUUCUGUUCAAAUGGGAAUAUUUGUUCUGAUGAAAAAUGCAAAAACAUGACUGAUGGGACUAAUAAAUAAUGGAUGAUAUUCUGUUGCUCAUCACCGCUAACGAAAUUUGCAUCUGUUUGUAUUUGUGCCUAAAUUCUGUUCAUUAAAAUGUAGUCAAUUUAAUUAAUACCCAAAUAAUGACCCCAUUUAAUGGGUGUUUCUUGUUUUAAAGUGAAGAGAGAAAUUUAGGAAAGUUAUAACAUACACGCUUCUCCCCAUCUCUCCUUCUCUUCCCAUCUCUCCUCUCCCUCCGCUCUCUCCCUCUGGUCUCUCCUUCUCUUCCCAUCUCUCCUCUCCCUCUGCUCUCUCUCUCCCUCUGGUCUCCAUCUUGCCUUCUCUCCCUCUGCAUCUCUCCUCUCUCUCCAUCUUUCCCUAUGCUCUCUUCCCAUCUCUCCUCUCCCUCUGCCCAUCUCUCCUCUCCCUCUGCUCUCUCUCCAUCUCUCCUUCUCUUCCCAUCUCUCCCUCUGCUCUCUCUCCAUCUCUCCUUAUCCCCUUUCACACUGCCAAAACAUGCAAAAGAUCAAGGGGCAGCCAGGGGCUCAGAUUGGAGACACACUUAUACACUUUCUGUCUCUCUCUCUCUGCCUCUCUCACACACACUCAGUAAUCUCGGCGGGCCUCUCCCUAUAAGUCAGGCUGUGAACUGUAGUGAACCUCUGGCAGCCUCUUGGUUCCUUGCAGGCGAAUCACUGCCUAAUCCCUGUAAUGACUGCAAAGAUGCUUAUUUAUGCUGGAGUUAACCUCCUCCAAUGAGCCCAGCCCCGGGCCAAACGUAGCCCUGCCCAGUGAGGCCUUCUCUGGGCUGGUGGAGAGCAGAGACACCCCUCCUCUGGAUGAUCACUAGAGCUUAAUUGCUGAUUGCAGAGGCAAUCAAUCAGGACUAUAGGUGAGUUGGGGCCUUGUGGAGAGAUGGGUUUGGUCAGGCUGGUUCUCUCUCUCUCUCACACACAGACACAUACACUACUGACGGCUUAGUUUCUUUUGAGGCCUGUUUGGUUUGGUCUAGCUUACACAAACUCACUAAUACACACAAACACACUCAUCCUGGUUCACUUCUGAAGGGGUUGAUGAAAUUUGUUAGACACAAAGAAAAUAUUUGGUGUUUCUUGGAUUGAGGGCUUUUGCUCAUGAGAUCAAUACACAGGGAUUCUACAGUAUUUACUGAUGAUGUUCAUGUUAAUUAUUAAAAUGCCUAACCACCAUG
Molecule: messenger RNA, 2863 nt
Organism: Oncorhynchus kisutch (coho salmon)
Lineage: Eukaryota; Metazoa; Chordata; Actinopteri; Salmoniformes; Salmonidae
Gene: pex2
Product: peroxisomal biogenesis factor 2
Exons: 3
Coding region: 130-1113 (327 amino acids)
Biological process (GO): protein import into peroxisome matrix
Cellular component (GO): peroxisomal membrane
Molecular function (GO): zinc ion binding
Source: RefSeq, a predicted model, not a curated record